Messenger RNA from Phycomyces blakesleeanus NRRL 1555(-), 390 nucleotides. RefSeq lists its product as hypothetical. The record is from RefSeq and is a predicted model, not a curated record. NCBI's taxonomy places the organism in Eukaryota, Fungi, Mucoromycota, Mucoromycetes, Mucorales, Phycomycetaceae. The transcript has 3 exons. The coding region runs from base 1 to 390 and encodes 129 amino acids.
AUGGGGUACUACCUAACAGAUGGGAUAUACCCUACAUACGGUGCCUUCGUCAAGAGUCUUAACGAUCCUAGGACACCGAAAGAAAAGAAUUUCGCGAAGGCACAGGAGGGAUCUCUGGACCAUCCAGGAUGUGGGAUAGAGACACACUUCAUGACAGCGUGCAUUAUAUUGCACAAUAUGAUUGUUGAGGAGAAGAGAAAGAGCAUGGAAAUGGGUCAUGCAGAUGAUGGUCAAAGGAUAGCAGACGAAAGACAGUGUAUUGAUAUCGAUCCUGUCUCAACUUUGGCACCUGUGGCUUCUGGUUUUGGAGAGUGCCCAUUUCCUGAGGGGAGCUUUGCUAGGUACCUUCAGAGACAUCUAGAAAUCCGAAACCGAGACCAGCACUUUUAA